AUGUCUCGUCAAAUAAAUAUCCUGCGCUUCCACCAGCCACCCGAAGCAUUCCAACCUCGCCGUCAGCCAUCAGAUAAGAUCAUGAAUUCGUCCGGGUCGCCGGAAGGGGAGAAGACUGCCGAUCAGGCCGACCAAGCCGGAAACGAGAGCCAUGAAGAGCCCGCGAAAGGCCCUUCGCUGGCCAAUUACGGGAGGAUCCUAUCUUAUGGAGCUCGACGUGGCGGCAUUUUCGCUAUGGUAGCUGGCUUGAUAUGUGCCAUGGGCUCAGGCGUGUUCUGUUUCCGGUUUAUUAGUCUCCAGGCUUCAGCCACCUUGCGCCUCGAGUAUACGACCUCCCUGUUCUCACAGCCCUUGUGCGUUCUGGACGACAUUUCCUCCGGCACCGUCACACACGCCAUCACCUCGCUGUCAAACCAGAUUCAACAGAGCAUCUCGGACCGACUGGCCACGCUGUUCCAGGCGAUAGCCCUUCUCAUCGCGGCGUACGCCAUCGCUUUUCGCUACUCCUGGGCCCUCACUCUCGUCGUCAGCUCGGCCAUACUGUUCGUGAUCCUCGCUUUCAGUAUAACAAUCCCGUUCAUCAUCAAGACGCAGGCUCACGUGGAUAAGGCCGAGGCAAAGCAUGCCUCCAUCGCGGCCGACGUGAUGAGUUCCAUUCGGACCGUGCUGUCUCUCAGUGCUGAACAGCCGCUGGCUAAGAAAUAUUCCUCCUGGAUUGCCGAGGCGCGGAAAAGGGGGUCCCGCUUGAGUUUGGUCACCGGUAUUCAUCUGGGACUGCUGAUGCUAGCCAUGUAUUCUAGUUACGCUCUUGCCUUUUGGUUUGGCCUGAAGUUGUUUCGCGAAGGUCACAUCGACAACAUCAACACGGUGAUCACGGUUUUCUUCUCUGUUCUGAUCGUGGUGUCAAUCAUCGGGAAUAUCGCAAGCCCGAUCAUGGUGAUCGGAAAAGCGACGAGUGCCUCCGGUCCUUUCUUCGACAUGAUCAACGCCUUGCAGCCAUCGACCGAAGGACGGCGAGACCCGGAAGUCUCCAGUCACGCAGAUAUCGUCUUUCGGGAUGUCACUUUUGCCUACCCGUCGCGCCCCGGAGUCCAGGUUCUCAAAGACUUCUCUGCUCGCUUUGAACGUGGCAAAACGACGGCUUUGGUCGGUCCCUCGGGUUCGGGCAAAAGUACCGUGGUCGGUUUGAUCGAGAGAUGGUAUCAAGUCCAGACGCCGACCGGUGAUGACGAGGCAGAUGGCAAUCGCGGCGAGAUUGAGGUAGAUGGUCACAACGUGAACGACCUGGAUCUCCGCUGGUGGAGAAGGCAGAUCGGGCUGGUCCAGCAGGAGCCCUUCCUUUUCAACGACACUAUCCUGAACAAUGUCGCAUUCGGAUUGAUUGGUUCCAAAUGGGAGAAUGCCGAAGAGGAUGUAAAGAAGGAACUGAUCACUCGAGCUUGUGUCGAAGUGUUCGCGGAUGAAUUCAUCCAGCGAUUGCCUUUGGGAUACGAAACUCUGGUCGGCGAGGGUGGAAUCACCUUGAGUGGCGGACAGCGCCAACGUCUUGCCAUCGCUCGUAGUAUCGUUAGCCAGCCGCCUAUCCUGAUCCUUGACGAAGCCACUAGCUCGAUUGAUGUUCGCGGCGAAAAGAUCGUGCAAGCCGCCCUGGACCGCGUCUCGAAAGAUCGUACCACAAUCAUGAUCGCUCAUCGUUUGUCGACCGUGAAACGCGCGGAUCGAAUCAUCGUCAUGAAAGACGGGACAAAGAUGGAGGAAGGGUCCCAUACGGAGCUGUUGGUCCAAGACGGAAUGUAUCGCAGCUUGGUCCACGCACAGCAGCUGGGCACGCUGACAAUCGAUUCCGACGAGCAAGACGAAUUGCCGACGACUCUGACUCCAGAGCUCAAACUGGCUGCUUCCGUUGUUCCGGAUACGAAGGAAGUGGCAGAGGAACAAUUCCCCGAGAAACAGAAGAAGAUGAGAGGGCUGAAGAGCUUUCUGACAGUCGCGUCAGAGCAGCGAGCGUCUUGGCCGCUGUAUCUUUUGGUCCUCUUCGCAGCGAUGGGAGCAGGAUCUGGCUUCUCGCUCCAAAGUUGGCUUUUUGCACGCCUUGUUCAAGUCUUCCAGUUCACAGGGAAAAAACUGGUCGAUGCCGCGAACUUCUGGGCUUUGAUGUUCUUCAUCCUGUCCUUGGCCAUGUCCGGACUUUAUUUCCUUCUGGGAAUCAGCGCCAACUCCAUCUCUGUGAACAUCGCGUCCACAUAUCGCACCGAGUAUUUUGUCAAUAUGCUCGCCAAACCGGUUUCCUGGUAUGACAGCGACGAAAACGCGUCGGGGUCGCUGAUAUCCCGUCUGUCCACAGAUCCGAAACAAUUGCAGGAGCUGUUUGGCAUCAACGGCAUCUUCCCACUGGUAUCGAUCUUUAACGUCUUAGGAUGCAUAGCCAUCUCCUUUGCUUUUGGUCCCAAAUUGGCAGCUGUGGCAUUUUUUGCUGCUCUGCCGUUUCUUUUCCUGGCCGCGUACUCUCGCAUCCGCUAUGAAAUGAAGUUCGAAGAGCUGAAUGCUGCGGUAUAUGAGGAUAGCUCUCGUUUCGCCACCGAGGCCAUCCGUGCUUUCCGAACAGUCAGCGCGUUGACUAUGGAAGAAUCGAUCAUCAAACGGUAUACUGAUAUGCUCAACCUACAGCGACGGAAGGCGAUGCGAAAAGCGAUCUACUCCACUCUCGUCUUUUCGUUCUCCGACAGCGUGGAGCUGGCCGUCAUGGCAUUGACAUUCUGGUACGGUGGCCAGUUGCUCGCAACUCGGGAAUACGACAUCGUCACCUUCUUUGUCGUGUAUAUUGCCAUUAUCCAGGGAGGCCAAACUGCCGGCCAAUUCUUCAGUUUUGGGCCGAACAUGGCGCAGGCCUCGGCGUCAGCGGCCCGCAUUUUGGGCUCUCGCCCGCCGUUGCCCAGCGAAGGUCAACUCUCCAAGGAACCAUUGUCAUCGACUAACGAUGAGUUCCGCGCCGACAUUGAAUUCAAGAACGUGACAUUUCAAUACCAAUCGCGAGAGACGCCCGCCUUCAUGAAUCUCAACCUAAGUAUCGGAUCGGGGCAGUUCGUGGCCUUUGUUGGGCCCUCUGGCUGCGGGAAAUCCACCAUGAUUUCUUUACUCGAACGAUUCUACGACGCCACUCGCGGGACAGUCGAGUUCGGUGGGCGAGAUGUUUGCUCUAUUGAACUUUGUUCCUAUCGAAAGUCCCUAUCCUUGGUUGGUCAAGAGCCGAAACUCUUUGACGGCUCAAUCCGUGAUAACCUCAUCCUUGGCCUGGAUCACCCUGAAGAAAUGAUCGAGGCCGAUAUGAUCCAGGCCUGUCGAGACGCUGAAAUUCACGAUUUUAUCGUCUCGCUGCCGGAAGGAUAUUCCACGGAACUAGGGGUCAACGCUCAAACGGCCCUCAGUGGUGGGCAAAAACAGCGACUGUGCAUUGCUCGUGCCUUGAUGCGCAAACCUUUGCUCCUUCUGCUUGACGAAGCUACCUCCAGUCUGGAUUCGCAGUCUGAACGCUUGGUACAGGACGCGAUGGAGCGCUUGGCGGGUAAACGCAGUAUGACGAUUAUUGCUGUUGCCCACCGACUGGCAACCAUCCAGAAGGCGGAUGUGAUCUUCGUCUUUAGCGAGGAAGAGAACGGAAAGGGAUCGUGCAUUGUGGAGAGAGGAUCUCAUGCUGAUCUGCUGCGUCAGAAGGGUGCAUAUUGGCAAAUGUGUCAAGCACAAGCGCUAGAUCAAUAG
Aspergillus affinis is the source of this 3756-nucleotide messenger RNA. RefSeq names its product ABC transporter ATP-binding protein. Gene Ontology annotation, molecular function: ABC-type transporter activity; ATP binding; ATP hydrolysis activity. The coding region runs from base 1 to 3756 and encodes 1251 amino acids. The transcript has 8 exons. Gene Ontology annotation, cellular component: membrane. The record is from RefSeq and is a predicted model, not a curated record. NCBI's taxonomy places the organism in Eukaryota, Fungi, Ascomycota, Eurotiomycetes, Eurotiales, Aspergillaceae. Gene Ontology annotation, biological process: transmembrane transport.